AUGGGUAAAUUCUCCUUCCGGCAGUUGUUCAAGCCAAAAAACAGACCCUCCGAACCCGACUAUCUUGCUUACCCUCCCGAAAGCCUUCCAUCCGGACCGUCAACAUCCAACUUCGAUGUGAACUGCAAUUCCAAACUCAUCUUACCGACCGACUUGAUCCCACUCAUCACCUCUUUCGCCGACCAGCCGACCCUCGCCGUCCUAGCUCGAACCACCAAGUACUUCAACAAACUCGCUAUUCCCCUGUUAUACAGACAUAUCAAGCUAUUUAGCGCUCAGGCAGUCAAGUACUUUUGCCUAUACAUGUUUUACGUCAAACCUGAAGACCAAAUCAAGCUGAUUCGAUCCAUUCACAUUCACUUCGAACUGAUCAAAUGGGAUGUCGAUCUAUUUACCUUACGCAAGGAGUGGCCCGAGAUCGCACCGCAACCAUGGGCUACGGCAAUAUUAUAUGAUAUACCUGAAUUGGUCAUUACCAGCUCUGGGCCGACGAAGAUAGCAGGGAAUAAUAUGGCUCAUCGAACGCUUUUAGAUGAUCUUGUAGGAGAUUGGCUGAAUCUGUUAGUAGGAAUAUAUGGACCCAGGAGAUUUAUAGGUAAACAUUAUACAAUGUCUGAAGAAUCAAGAAACGACCGUGGAGGAGAGGAGGAGAAAGCAGGUGUGAAUUGGUCAGAACAAACAUUGUUCAACUUGAUGUGCCGAUGGAAAAACUUACAAUACCUCAGUUUACCGAUAAUACCCUAUCGUCACAAUUUGCCGGCUGGCUUACUCGCCUCGCUAGAAUCUCCAAAAGGACCAUACAAAUUCCUCAAGGAGAUUGAAAUACACAGUACGAAUUUCGAACAAUUCGGUGGAAAUGGGGCGGCACUAGUCCAGUGGUUGGACGCUGUGUCGAGGAGGAAUGGUGAAUGGAUGGAUCCGGUAGAAGAGAAGAACAGGGAAGAUAGAGAAGAAUACGAAAAGAUGGGAUUACCCAUACCCAUCAAAAUGCAAGGUGAAGAACCGGAUAGGAGGAUAAUAUUGAGGAUUAGAGAACCUACAGAGAACAGCUCGAUAGGUGAAGUGCAAGAGUGGAUUGCUGGGAAAGAACCGAGGAACAGAGUGUUCAAGACUGCGGCUGAAGGUUGGGUGCUGGGUCGUUAG
Messenger RNA from Kwoniella botswanensis, 1143 nucleotides. RefSeq lists its product as uncharacterized. The transcript has a single exon. NCBI's taxonomy places the organism in Eukaryota, Fungi, Basidiomycota, Tremellomycetes, Tremellales, Cryptococcaceae. The record is from RefSeq and is a predicted model, not a curated record. Bases 1 to 1143 code for a protein of 380 amino acids.